AUGGAGAAAAUUAGAAAUAUAUUAUUAAUAGGCAAUGCUGGUAAAGGAAAAUCCACUUUAGCAAACGUUAUAACUGGAACUAAUGAAUUUGAAGAAAAUACGAAUCGUAUUCGUGGAACUGAAAAACCAAAAUCUACAGAGUUUGAACAUGAAGGAAUAAAAUAUCGCAUUAUUGAUACAGUUGGAAUUGCUGACUCAUCCAAGUCAACGGGUGAAAUAUUAAGUAAAUUAGAAGACAAAACUGAUAUUAUUAGUGAAGGUUUAAAUCAAAUAUUAUUUGUAACUAGUGGUCGUUUUACUCAGGAAGAAGUUGAAGCUUUCAAUUUAUUAAGUAAAGCUAUUUUUGAUGAUCAAGUAACUGAUUUUACUACUAUUGUCUGCACAAAUUUUGCCAAAUUCGAAGAUAAAGAGACUUGUGAAAAGGAUCGUAAAACAUUUCGUGAGGCAACUAAAGGACUAUCAAAACAGCUUGCUGAUACCAUGAUUAUUUAUGUUGAUAAUCCACCAAUUGAAGGUCGUUAUCGGUCAAUAGCAGAGGGAUCGCGAGAAGAAUCUCGUAAAAUAGUGUUAACACAUCUAGAAACUUGCCAAAAAGUUUAUCGACCUGAACUACUUGUUAAAUAUAGUAAAAUGAUAGAUGAAUUUAAUUUAAUAAUAAAUGGCUCUAAUGAGGCAAUUAUUAAUGUUGAUUUUCAUCUAAAUAAUAGUAUCAACUAUUUAAAAGAAUUCGUUAUUCAACGGGAAGAGAUAAUUGAAAAGGUCGAAAAACAGAAGGAAAAAUUAAAUGAAGAUAUGAAACAACGAUUCAAUACCAAUACUUUAGGCCAUGCUGCUAUGCUAGGCGGUAAUGCUUUGGCAAUUUCAGGAAUAUGGUUUCCUCCUGUCUUUAUACCAGGUUUUAUUAUAUCGACUGGCGGUUGGCUAAGUGUUGCAGGAUCUGAUUCUGUUGCAAUAUUUAAGGAAAAUGAAGCAUAUCGAUUAUUUGAAGAAUGCCUUGUCAAUGACAAAAAAAAAAGUAAAUUGUUAGAAAAUUCGCAAGUAGAAUUAAAGGAAGCUAUUGGAAAAUUCAAAGAAGUUCGCUCACGAUUCGAAGAUUCAGUGUAUGCGGAACAGAAUAUUGAUAGAAAAAAAAUUGAUGUAAUUAAAAAUGUACUGAAAAAAAUUUUAGGUGAAGAAAUGGAAACCGGUGUUAGUUUAAAAAGUGAUGAAAAAAUUGAACAUUCUACCGGUUCAAAGGCAGUAAGAGCUGCUGUAGAAGCCUUUUGCAAACUUGUACCUUCUCCUUUGUCGUUUUAUUGUAUUUAUCGAGAUCAUAAAGAAAUUGAUGACCGUACUUCUUUGAAAGAUAUGGAAAAGAUAAUUGAAAAUUGGAGGAAAGAAUUGGAAGAUCUAAAAGGAAAAGAACAGCAACUAAAUAAAGAAUAUGAGGUAAUUAGUUUGUGUAGAGAAGAAAUAGCAAAAUUACUAUAA
Cetraspora pellucida is the source of this 1470-nucleotide messenger RNA. NCBI's taxonomy places the organism in Eukaryota, Fungi, Glomeromycota, Glomeromycetes, Diversisporales, Gigasporaceae. The record is from the annotation of a GenBank genome assembly.